This is a messenger RNA of Neofelis nebulosa (Clouded leopard), 2891 nucleotides long. RefSeq names its product BLK proto-oncogene, Src family tyrosine kinase (gene BLK). Gene Ontology annotation, cellular component: extrinsic component of cytoplasmic side of plasma membrane. Lineage: Eukaryota; Metazoa; Chordata; Mammalia; Carnivora; Felidae. The transcript is spliced from 14 exons. The coding region runs from base 591 to 2207 and encodes 538 amino acids. Gene Ontology annotation, molecular function: ATP binding; signaling receptor binding; non-membrane spanning protein tyrosine kinase activity. The record is from RefSeq and is a predicted model, not a curated record. Gene Ontology annotation, biological process: cell surface receptor protein tyrosine kinase signaling pathway; cell differentiation; protein phosphorylation.
GUGUAGGAAGGCACCACCCAUGUCACUAAACCAAAACCCCAUGAGAAAACUUUAGUGGCAGAGAGUCAUCGGGACCAGUGGAGCCCAGGGCCUGAGAAAGACCAGCUGCUUGCGGUCCUUCCUCACAGGUUUUUCUGGGUCAGCAGUGCCCACUGGACCUAGUGAACCCACAGAAGGCUUCAAAGAGCUCAGUGAGAGGGGCAGGGCUCCUUGGGGGAAGCUGGUGAAGCUCUGACCACAAACCCAGGAGCCGGCCACCUCUGCCUGGUGCUCACUGCCAGCAGGAAGCCACAAGCUACGUGAAUCGAUUGAGACAACAGGCAUGGGUUUUUUCUUUGGGAUUGCAUCAAGAGUUGCUGGUUAUAGCUAGAAAGCUGUUGCAUCACAAGGGUGCCGGGAUUUAAAAAGCCAUGGUGAAAAGCUACUGAGCAUUUGUCAAGAAGAAAACAUCACUGCGUUUCAGUAAAUCUAAGACACUGCUGUUUGGAAGACUAACAUUUAUUCUAUGUAUCACUAAAAGAGGGAAAAAGGAUGCUGCUAUUUACUUUAUGAAUCAUCGUUGGGUGUAAAACACAUCGCAGUUUCAAGAGAUGUUGAGUGAAAAAAGGUGCAUCCCGGAAUCAAUGAAAUAUGAACACAUGCGAAAGCAGUCAGGAACUCUCCAUCAACCACACAGCCCUUCCGACAAGAACAGGGACUCAAGGAUGGGAGUGAUGAGCAGCAAAAAGCAGGUGAAGGAGAAAGGUAAGGGCCUCUGGAGCCCUGUGAAGGUCAGCACCCAGAGCAAAGAUCCCCCACCACUGCCUCCCCUGGUCCUGUUUAACCACCUGGCUCCUUCACCUCCGGACACGCACCCAGACCAAGAGGAGCAUUUCGUGGUGGCCCAGUAUGACUACACCUCAGUGAAUGACAGGGACCUGCAAAUGCUGAAAGGGGAGAAGCUACAGAUAUUAAAGGAAGUUGGAGACUGGUGGUUGGCCAGGUCUCUCAUCACAGGAAGAGAAGGCUACGUGCCCAGCAACUUUGUGGCCCGAGUAGAGACCCUGGAGGUGGAAAAGUGGUUCUUUAGAUCAAUUAGCCGGAAAGAUGCUGAGAGGCAGCUUCUGGCUCCAAUCAAUAAGGCGGGCUCCUUUCUUAUCAGAGAGAGUGAAACCAACAAAGGUGCCUUUUCUUUGACUGUGAAGGAUGUGACCACCCAGGGGGAGGUGAUCAAACACUACAAGAUCCGCUCCCUGGAUGAAGGGGGCUAUUACAUCUCCCCCCGCAUCACCUUCCCCACUCUCCAGGCUUUGGUGCAACAUUAUUCUCAGAAAGGGGAUGGUUUAUGCCAGAGGCUCACCCAACCCUGUGUCAGCCUGGCUUCCCAAGACCUGUGGGUCCAAGAUGAAUGGGAAAUCCCCCGGCAGUCUCUCAAGCUGGUCAGGAAACUCGGGUCUGGGCAAUUUGGUGAAGUCUGGAUGGGUUAUUACCAAAACACCGUGAAAGUGGCCAUCAAGACUCUAAAGGAGGGGACCAUGUCUCCGGAGGCCUUCCUGGGUGAGGCCAACCUGAUGAAAACUCUCCAGCAUGAGAGGCUGGUUCGUCUCUAUGCCGUGGUCACCAAGGAACCCAUUUACAUCGUGACCGAGUACAUGGCCAGAGGAUGCUUACUGGAUUUCCUGAAGACAGAUGAAGGUAGCCGACUGUCCCUCCCGAGACUGAUCGACAUGUCAGCCCAGAUUGCCGAAGGAAUGGCAUAUAUCGAGCAAAUGAAUUCAAUCCACCGCGACCUGAGGGCGGCCAACAUCCUGGUGUCUGAGUCCCUGUGCUGCAAAAUUGCUGACUUUGGCCUGGCCCGCAUCAUUGACAGUGAAUACACUGUCCAAGAAGGCGCCAAGUUCCCCAUCAAGUGGACUGCCCCAGAGGCCAUCCAUUUCGGGGUGUUCACCAUCAAAGCAGACGUGUGGUCAUUUGGAAUCCUCCUGAUGGAAAUCGUCACUUACGGGCGUGUACCCUACCCAGGAAUGAGCAACCCGGAGGUCAUCCGCUGCCUGGAGCGCGGCUACCGCAUGCCGCGCCCCGACACGUGCCCGCCACAGCUGUACCACGGUGUCAUCACCGAGUGCUGGCGGAGCCGGCCAGAGGAGCGGCCCACCUUCGAGUUCCUGCAGUCGGUGCUCGAGGACUUCCACACGGCCACCGAAGGGCAGUACGAGCUCCAGCCCUAGGCCCGGCUCGAGGACAUGGGUCUGGUGGCGGCAGGGCCCGGAGACGUCUCGCGCCCCCCGCCCAACCUGUAGAACUGACGAAGCGUGUUCACCUCGAGGCUCUUACCCCAGCCCCAGGCCGACUGGAAGGGCAGGGAGGAAUUGAUAGGCCCGUUUCUAGAUGAGGGAAGGAGAGAGAGAGGCAGCCUCACAGGUGGGUCACGCAGCAUGGAGUCCGGAGAUCCCAUCGCAGGCCCACCCUUCUUGGGCUGUGUGACCUUGGGCAAGUUAUUUAGCCUCUCUGUGCCUCCACUGUUUCGUUUGUACAGUGGGGGAGAACCAUAAUAGUACCUACCUCCUUAUGUUCCUCAAGAGGAUUACAUUAGUUAACCCCAGUAAGAUGUUCAGAAUAGCGCCUGGCACACUCCUGGCACACCGUUAAGUGUUUGGCAUCGUUGUAAGACUCCCCUGUGCUGGCGCCCAAAGCGAGAAGUCCUCGGCAAGUGGCUAGGAAUCGCGCUGCUCCCACCUGUGCGGACCGCGCCCCGGCGCGGCUCCCUCUCUACUACCCCAGAAACAGGACUGGGUCCUCCGAGUUGUCCGCUCCGAGAAGUGUCCACCUGCUUCGGCUCUGGACAGGUAGCUCUGACCUAGACUGCACUCCAGCACUUUGGGACUCUUCUGUAAUAAAGUCACAAGAUCUGA